This is a messenger RNA of Rhincodon typus (whale shark), 2913 nucleotides long. It is a transcript of the gene xab2, whose product is annotated as XPA binding protein 2. Bases 89 to 2638 code for a protein of 849 amino acids. Gene Ontology annotation, biological process: generation of catalytic spliceosome for first transesterification step; mRNA splicing, via spliceosome. The record is from RefSeq and is a predicted model, not a curated record. The transcript has 19 exons. Lineage: Eukaryota; Metazoa; Chordata; Chondrichthyes; Orectolobiformes; Rhincodontidae. Gene Ontology annotation, molecular function: protein binding. Gene Ontology annotation, cellular component: Prp19 complex; U2-type catalytic step 2 spliceosome; post-mRNA release spliceosomal complex.
GAGUGGCGAUAGGGUUUGCUCCCUGGGCCUUGGGUUCGGUCCGACUCCUUCACGAAGCCUCGGCGUAGGCUGCGGCCGUGGGGACAAAAUGAGCGGUUCUUCACAGAAACACGAUGUUAUUUUUGAAGAAGAUGAUCUGCCAUAUGAAGAAGAGAUCAUUCGCAAUCCUUACUCUGUUAAAUGCUGGGUCCGCUACAUAGAGUUUAAGCAGUCUGCACCCAAACAUGUGGUGAACAUGAUUUAUGAGAGAGCGCUUAAAGAACUUCCUGGCAGUUACAAGCUGUGGUACAAUUACCUGAAACAGAGGCGGAAACAGGUGAAGGGAAAAUGUAUCAUAGACCCUGCAUUUGAGGAGGUUAACAACUGCCAUGAGCGAGCCCUGGUUUUCAUGCACAAGAUGCCACGUAUUUGGUUGGACUACUGCCAGUUCCAGGUCGAUCAGUGUAAGGUAACGAGAACACGUCGAACCUUCGAUAGGGCUCUGCGUGCCCUCCCUGUCACUCAGCAUUAUCGCAUCUGGCCCAUGUACCUGAAGUUUGUUCGUUUGUUUCCACUGUCAGAGACUGCAGUCAGAGUCUAUAGGCGCUAUCUGAAGCUGUCCCCUGAAAACGCCGAAGAGUACAUCGAGUAUCUCCGCUCCAUUGAUCGUCUGGAUGAGGCUGCAGUACGACUCGCUGGCAUCGUCAACGAUGAAUCCUUUGUCUCAAAAGAGGGGAAAUCAAACUACCAACUGUGGCAUGAGCUUUGCCAUCUCAUUUCUACAAACCCAGACAAAGUGAAGUCCCUGAAUGUUGGAGCCAUUAUCCGGGGAGGCCUGACUCGCUUCACCGACCAACUAGGGAAGCUUUGGUGUUCUUUAGCUGACUACUACAUUCGAAGUGGUCAUUUUGAAAAGGCCAGAGACGUGUAUGAAGAGGCGAUUCAGACAGUGAUGACAGUUCGAGAUUUCACCCAAGUCUUUGAUAGUUAUGCACAGUUUGAGGAGAGCAUGAUUGCAGCUAAAAUGGAAACAACAGCAGAAAUGGGGCAAGCAGAAGAAGAUGAUAUCGAUCUAGAGCUUCGAUUGGCACGAUUUGAGCAGCUUAUAAACAGACGUCCCCUCCUUUUGAACAGUGUACUGCUUCGGCAGAACCCACACAACGUUCACGAGUGGCAUAAGCGGGUCAAACUGUAUGAAGGAAAGCCACGAGAGAUCAUUAACACGUACACAGAAGCGGUGCAGACGGUUGACCCAUUAAAAGCCACUGGAAAGCCACAUACGCUCUGGGUUUCGUUUGCAAAGUUUUAUGAAGAAAACAGUCAAAUUCAAGAUGCUCGAACCAUAUUUGAAAAAGCCACAAAAGUAAACUUCAAGCACGUUGAUGAUCUUGCGAGCGUUUGGUGUGAAUAUGGGGAGAUGGAACUGCGGCAUGAAAACUAUGACGAGGCUCUUCGAUUGCUGAGGCGAGCUACCGCAGUACCUGCAAGGAAAGCUGAGUACUUUGAUUCAACAGAACCCGUCCAGAACAGAGUGUACAAGUCAUUGAAAGUCUGGUCCAUGUUAGCAGAUCUGGAGGAGAGUCUCGGCACUUUUAAGUCCACAAAAGCUGUUUAUGACAGGAUUAUAGAUCUCCGAAUUGCCACGCCGCAAAUAAUCAUCAAUUACGCGAUGUUUCUGGAGGAGCAUAACUACUUUGAAGAAAGUUUUAAGGCUUAUGAGAGGGGGGUUGCUCUAUUUAAGUGGCCCAACGUGUACGACAUUUGGAACACUUACCUUACCAAAUUCAUCGAUCGGUACGGUGGAAAGAAACUGGAACGAGCACGAGACCUGUUUGAGCAAGCUCUUGAUGGGUGUCCACCGAAAUUUGCCAAAACUAUUUACCUUCUGUAUGCCAAGCUGGAGGAGGAGUACGGUUUAGCUCGACAUGCCAUGGCUGUGUAUGAAAGAGCAACCAAGGCAGUCGAGCCUUUGGAGCAGUAUGAGAUGUACAACAUCUAUAUCAAAAGAGCAGCCGAAAUCUACGGAGUUACCCACACAAGGGGCAUCUACGAGAGGGCAAUUGAGGUGUUGCCAGAUGAACAUGCUCGUGAUAUGUGCCUGCGGUUCUCUGAUAUGGAAUGCAAACUGGGUGAAAUCGAUCGGGCCCGAUCCAUUUACUCUUACUGCUCUCAACUCUGCGAUCCAAGGAUAACACCGUCGUUCUGGCAGACUUGGAAGGAAUUUGAGAUGCGGCAUGGUAACGAGGACACUAUUCGUGAAAUGUUGCGGAUUAAACGGAGUGUGCAGGCCACAUACAAUACCCAGGUCAAUUUUAUGUCGUCGCAGAUGCUAAAAGCCUCCACGAAUGCCACAGGCACAGUCUCUGAUCUUGCACCUGGACAAAGUGGAAUGGAUGACAUGAAACUGCUGGAGCAGAAAGCGCAACAGUUGGCGGAAGAGGCUGAGAGGGAAAAACCCAAACCCAAAGACAAAAUUCUAUUUGUCAGGAGUGAUGCGUCUCGCAGUGAGCUUGCUGAGCUUACGAAACAAGCCAAUCCCGAUGAGAUUGACAUUGACGAUGAUGAUGACGAUGAGGAAGGUGAUGAAGAACCUGACGAGGUGCCACUUGAGCAGAAGACAGUGCCAACAGCAGUGUUUGGGGGCCUGAAGGAUGACUGAACAGUAACUGCGAACAGAGUUAAUGACUUCCUAUCACCCGUUACCUUCAGUAACAGAAGCUGCUGUUCAGACACAGAUAGCCUUUAUGUGCUGUUUCAAGCACAUUUGAACAAGCAAAAAACAAGCAAAAGAUUUAUUGCCACUACGUCUGUUUUGUAUCAAGAUUUCUCUCCCUUGCAACUGUGUGCUACCAAUUAGGACCACUGUCUUCUCUUUUGUGAAACUGUCUUUAUAUAAACGUAUGGCAGGAGCCAGUCUCUUUUUUGUUUUAAAAA